Molecule: messenger RNA, 864 nt
Organism: Cladophialophora immunda
Lineage: Eukaryota; Fungi; Ascomycota; Eurotiomycetes; Chaetothyriales; Herpotrichiellaceae
Exons: 1
Coding region: 1-864 (287 amino acids)
Source: RefSeq, a predicted model, not a curated record
AUGUGUGGGCUCACCAUUGGGAUUGUUCGCUUUGAGAACGCUCGGCAAAGGAAGAACCGACUGCCUCAGAACACGGACUUUUCAAGCCUUGAGCGCUGGUACAUCGACAGCACGACGUACUGGGUUGGUUGGAGAAGUUGGUCCGUCUCGCUUUAUACCAGAGCACCGAAUGCUAUGACGGCAAAGGAAAUGUCUAGUAUUGGGAAGGGCACGAUAGGCACGGACGGCUGUCAGAACAGAAUCCCGCAUCGACAAGAACAAAUGGAACGCAAAUCUUCAAGCAUCGAGUCUAUCUUUUUGAGCCCAUUUGAGAACGGCCUUCCCAUAUCCCACCAGCCCAAUGCUGACCCGGCCCGAUUUCUUGCAAGACCCUGCCGCAGAAAUCACAACCUUCCUCUGGCCAAAAACUUCACCGGCACGUCCACGUACCGUGCUCUCAAGAACUCGGCGCAGUUCUUGCCCAGGAAGUCCACGGUGCUCGUACUGGUGGCGCCUCGAUCCAGGAGGUUGCGGAACAAGAAAUGCACGCCUCUCAGAUUCGGCAACUCGAACCUCUCGAUCUCGAGUUUGGGCACUCUCGUCUCGUCGUACUCUUUGCCCAAGAGCUGUUUGAUGGUCGAGACGGAGAGUAGGUUCUUCAACCACACGUAUUCGUCCUCCCGCGCGACCCAGAAGCCGCAGUUGCAGUCCGACCCCUUAUCGCCAGAGCGGGCGUUCACAAUGGAUCCUAUAGGAGCCCGUUCAGUCGGGCCGAAUUUGGAGAGGUCGACCUGCAGUUGCGUCUCUGGCUGGCUGGGCUGCCUCUCCGCGAAGACUUGGGUCACGGUAGGUGGCGGGACAAGUGUUUCGCGGCCGUUGAAAUGA